Messenger RNA from Trypanosoma rangeli, 1821 nucleotides. RefSeq lists its product as uncharacterized. Lineage: Eukaryota; Euglenozoa; Kinetoplastea; Trypanosomatida; Trypanosomatidae. Bases 1 to 1821 code for a protein of 606 amino acids. The record is from RefSeq and is a predicted model, not a curated record. The transcript has a single exon.
AUGACCGUGAACACAACGGAGGACCUCUCUCAACUGCUUGCGCACAAUGAUAAGCUUCGCAUGCGGGUGCUAGAAAAUGAACGUGCAGAGAAGUACCCGAGUGGAACCAAAACGAAUGUGAGGGAUAGCAAAGGCAGUUCCUCGCAUGGGCGUCAGCAGCUGCGAAAGACAACCGCGGUGAUUGAAUGGGCGUUGCAUCGUGAGCAGGUCCGCCAAGAGCUGCGCGGGGAGAGGGAGUAUUUGAUAUCGCUUCGGAAUCAGCUUCGUAAUAAGGUUUUUUAUAAGAAGCGAUUGCACUCCUAUUUUUCCCUCAUUGAGGAUUGCAAGGCCGAUAUAUCGAGGCUCACGGAGGAAAAACGCGCACUGUCACUGACAAUUCUCCAUAAUGAGAAGGUGCUCAUUAACAACGAGGUUGGGCAGGCCUCGGAGAUGAUGAACAAGCGACUCAGGGAGGAGAUACGGGCUGAAACGGUUCUGACGCAUCGUUCCUUUGAAAAGGCUCAGCACGAAGCAACCGAGGCGAUGAAGAUGUACCAAGACGCAGAAGUUCGCGUGCAGCAAUUAGAGGAGCAGCUGGAGCUGGCGAAUAAAAAGCAGGAUGAAACAAAGAACAAUGAUCCGGAGUUGCGUGGGCUUAUCGAGGAGAACCAACGGAGGGUCCAGGAAAUUCAGCAACUGCGGCGGGAACUGCGCCAGUUGAGAUCAGGGAAGCCGGACGCCGCGCGACACGGCUCCAAGAAGGGCAGUACGAAAGACGCUGACAAAGAGCGAGCCAAUCUUGUCAUGCGCAUCCGCCAGUUGCGGAAGGAGUUGAAUAAUUUAUCAGCAAAUGCCAACCAACAAAAAGUGCAUGAAGAGCUGAAGCAGAGUGAGGCCCCGCUAUUAAAUGGGGUUAACCACACGGAUUACCCAGAGGAGGAUUCAACAAAGAAGCUUCACCCCGAUGGGGCGAACGCCUCUCCGAGCAUUGAGGAAGGCGAUAAGAGACGGGAAUUGGUGUUGGAGGAAGGAACUACGCGAAGGGCACCAAACUCUUGGUCUCUGAGUGCUGCAAAUGCAGUGAGUGAGCCCAAGGGAGAUUCUAUUGAAAGAGCGAUAGAUAAGCUUAAGCACCGUGUAGAACAGGGCCAGACCAGGGUGAAAACGAUGCCUGCCGAGCAAUGCAGUUCUGUAAUUUCCACGGAUGGCACGACAAAGCUGGAAGCAGACCACGCCUCCUCGUGUAUGGAGGUGCAUUCUUCAAACGACAGACCCAGGGAUCUGAGCUUUCUUGAGGAUGAGAAUGUUCCGGUGUUGGAGGCUAAGCAUCAAGCUGAAUUGCACGCACCAGUACCGGAUAAUGAAGUCAGUGAUGAAGCUCAAAGAGACCUUCCAAUGCCGGAGAAGGAUCCCGAGGAUGAAGCUGCAUCAGUACCACUGACACCUGAGAAGACAAAAGAAAAAGAGGAACAGGAGAAGGAUGAUAACUAUACAGCUCCGUCGUGGCUUGAGGAUGCUGGUUCCAGUACUGGGGAUACGCCAGAGGACAAAAAUUUGCAGAUCACCAACGCAACCGUUUCUUCCCUGAGUGAGCACUAUAAAGCUGGGGAUGGUGACGUUUCUGCAAAUGCGCUGGCGGAAGUGCAUGCCGACACGGACAGCAAGGCCGGUACAGACAGCAAGGCCGGCACUGAGGUGGAAACGGCGUCUGAAGAAGAAAAUCUACAGAGUGAGGUUGAAGAGGAGGAUGUUACCCCUGAAAGGGAGGCGAGUGCAAAAUUAGAUGAUGCUGCCUCUCCUGCAUCGCCUCUGGGCGAACCUUCGUGGCUCAAUAGUGACUAA